AUGUCUGAAGCUUCAAAGGAAACACGACCAGUUGUCUGCGUCUUCUGCGGUUCAGCCGCUGGGAAAUCCCCCGCCCAUACCGAAGCUGCUCGCGCCCUCGCCCACCUUUUCCAUAAAGAAGGCGUCAAGCUCGUCUAUGGAGGAGGCACCAGUGGCCUUAUGGGCGAGAUUGCUCGAACGCUUGUCUCGCUCUCAGGCCCCGAUUCAGUUCACGGCAUUAUCCCCUCAGCUCUCGUGAAGAUCGAGAAUGGCCACCGCUCCACGCUGACUGCUGCAUCAACGAAUCCUCUCGCUCAACCAUUGCCCGGACAACCCGGGGUGGCUGCAGAUGAAGAAGUGGCGGGUAAACUACCUGAGCGGACUGAAACUACAGAGGCAAACGGGGUUGGGCCCGCAGACAAGAAGAGCUUUGUGAAUGCGGAAUAUGGUGUUACUACCAUCGUUCCAGAUAUGCAUACCCGCAAGCGCAUGAUGGCUGGAGAAGUUAUUUCCGGCGGACCUGGUAGCGGAUUCCUCGUGCUCCCUGGUGGGUUUGGCACAAUUGAGGAAGCUAUGGAGAUGGUUACGUGGAACCAGCUGGGCAUUCACCAUCGAGGCAUCGUCCUGUUGAACAUCGAAGGGUACUGGGAUGGGGUUCUCUCGUGGGUUGAGAAGAGUGUCGAGCAAGGAUUUGUGAGCACUAUGAACAAAGAUAUUUUGGUUGAGUGUAAGGAUGUAGAGCAUGCUCUCGAGGCGCUGAGAAGCUAUAAACUAAGUCAGGGACGGUUUGGGCUAAGUUGGGAGGUCGAGCUAGGAAAUGGCAAGUAA
Messenger RNA from Arthroderma uncinatum, 807 nucleotides. Its product is annotated as lysine decarboxylase-like protein. Gene Ontology annotation, biological process: cytokinin biosynthetic process. The transcript has 2 exons. Bases 1 to 807 code for a protein of 268 amino acids. Gene Ontology annotation, molecular function: hydrolase activity, hydrolyzing N-glycosyl compounds. The record is from RefSeq and is a predicted model, not a curated record. Gene Ontology annotation, cellular component: cytosol. Lineage: Eukaryota; Fungi; Ascomycota; Eurotiomycetes; Onygenales; Arthrodermataceae.